CGAGCGGGAGCGGGCUCGCCUGCGCCUCCCCGGACCGUGCGGCCGCGCUGUUGCUGUUCUGAGGAGACGCGGAGAAGCCCCCUGGCGAGGGGCGCGGAGCCAUGUACAUCAAGCAGGUGAUUAUCCAGGGUUUCCGGAGUUACCGAGAUCAAACAAUUGUAGAUCCCUUCAGUUCAAAACAUAAUGUAAUUGUGGGCAGAAAUGGAUCUGGAAAAAGCAACUUUUUUUAUGCAAUUCAGUUUGUUCUCAGUGAUGAGUUUAGUCAUCUUCGCCCGGAGCAGCGAUUGGCUUUGUUGCAUGAGGGUACAGGUCCUCGUGUUAUUUCUGCUUUUGUGGAAAUCAUUUUUGACAAUUCAGACAACCGGUUACCAAUCGAUAAAGAGGAAGUUUCACUUCGAAGAGUUAUUGGAGCCAAAAAAGAUCAGUAUUUUCUAGAUAAGAAGAUGGUCACGAAAAAUGACGUGAUGAACCUCCUUGAAAGUGCUGGGUUUUCUCGAAGUAAUCCUUAUUACAUUGUUAAACAAGGAAAGAUCAACCAAAUGGCAACAGCACCAGAUUCUCAGAGACUAAAACUAUUGAGAGAAGUAGCUGGUACUAGAGUCUAUGACGAACGUAAAGAAGAAAGCAUCUCCCUAAUGAAAGAAACCGAGGGCAAACGGGAAAAGAUCAAUGAGUUGUUAAAAUACAUUGAAGAGCGAUUACAUACUCUAGAGGAGGAAAAGGAAGAACUUGCUCAGUAUCAGAAGUGGGAUAAGAUGAGGCGUGCCCUGGAGUAUACCAUCUACAACCAGGAGCUCAAUGAGACUCGGGCUAAGCUUGACGAGCUUUCUGCUAAGCGAGAAACGAGUGGAGAGAAAUCCAGACAAUUAAGAGACGCCCAGCAGGAUGCGAGAGAUAAAAUGGAGGACAUUGAGCGCCAGGUUAGAGAGCUGAAAACAAAAAUUUCAGCUAUGAAAGAAGAAAAAGAACAGCUUAGUGCUGAAAGACAAGAGCAGAUUAAGCAAAGGACUAAGUUGGAACUUAAAGCCAAGGAUUUACAAGAUGAGCUGGCAGGCAAUAGCGAACAGCGGAAACGUUUAUUAAAAGAGAGGCAGAAGCUGCUUGAAAAGAUAGAAGAAAAACAGAAAGAACUGGCAGAAACAGAACCUAAGUUCAACAGUGUAAAAGAAAAAGAAGAGCGAGGAAUUGCUAGAUUGGCUCAAGCUACCCAGGAAAGAACUGAUCUUUAUGCAAAGCAGGGUCGAGGAAGCCAGUUUACAUCAAAAGAAGAAAGGGACAAGUGGAUUAAAAAGGAACUAAAGUCUUUAGAUCAGGCUAUCAAUGACAAGAAAAGACAAAUUGCUGCUAUACAUAAGGAUUUGGAGGAUACUGAAGCAAAUAAAGAGAAAAAUCUGGAGCAAUAUAAUAAACUGGAUCAGGAUCUCAAUGAAGUCAAAGCUCGAGUCGAAGAGCUGGACAGAAAAUAUUAUGAAGUAAAAAAUAAGAAGGACGAACUGCAAAGUGAAAGAAAUUACUUGUGGAGAGAGGAGAAUGCAGAGCAGCAAGCACUUGCUGCUAAAAGAGAAGACCUUGAGAAGAAGCAGCAGCUUCUGAGAGCAGCGACAGGGAAGGCCAUUUUAAAUGGAAUAGACAGCAUAAACAAAGUGUUAGAUCAUUUUCGUCGAAAAGGUAUAAACCAACAUGUUCAAAAUGGCUACCAUGGCAUCGUAAUGAAUAAUUUUGAGUGUGAGCCAGCCUUCUAUACUUGUGUGGAAGUCACUGCUGGUAACAGGUUGUUUUAUCACAUUGUUGACUCAGAUGAAGUCAGCACGAAGAUUUUAAUGGAGUUUAAUAAAAUGAACCUCCCUGGAGAGGUGACAUUCCUGCCUCUGAACAAGUUAGAUGUGAGAGACACUGCCUACCCUGAGACCAACGAUGCUAUUCCCAUGAUCAGUAAACUAAGAUACAACCCCAGGUUUGAUAAAGCUUUCAAACACGUAUUUGGAAAGACUCUCAUCUGUCGGAGUAUGGAGGUUUCAACUCAGCUGGCUCGUGCUUUCACUAUGGAUUGUAUUACUUUGGAAGGUGAUCAAGUCAGCCAUCGAGGUGCUCUAACCGGAGGCUACUAUGACACAAGAAAGUCUCGGCUUGAGCUACAGAAAGAUGUUAGGAAAGCAGAAGAGGAGCUGGGUGAGCUUGAAGCAAAGCUCAAUGAAAACCUGCGUAGAAACAUUGAAAGGAUUAAUAAUGAAAUUGAUCAGUUGAUGAAUCAAAUGCAGCAGAUAGAGACCCAACAAAGGAAAUUUAAAGCAUCUAGAGAUAGCAUAUUAUCAGAGAUGAAGAUGCUAAAAGAGAAGAGGCAGCAGUCAGAGAAGACCUUUAUGCCAAAGCAACGUAGCUUACAAAGCUUGGAGGCAAGUCUGCAUGCUAUGGAGUCUACCAGAGAAUCGCUGAAAGCAGAGCUAGGAACUGAUUUGCUUUCUCAACUCAGUCUGGAAGAUCAGAAAAGAGUCGAUGCCCUGAAUGAUGAGAUCCGUCAACUUCAGCAGGAAAACAGACAGCUGCUAAAUGAAAGGAUUAAACUAGAAGGUAUUAUCACUCGAGUGGAGACCUACCUGAAUGAGAAUCUCAGGAAACGCCUGGACCAAGUGGAACAGGAACUUAAUGAACUGAGAGAGACAGAAGGUGGUACUGUUCUUACUGCCACAACAUCAGAACUUGAAGCUAUUAAUAAAAGAGUAAAAGAUACUAUGGCAAGAUCAGAAGAUUUGGAUAAUUCCAUUGACAAAACUGAAGCUGGAAUUAAAGAACUUCAGAAAAGUAUGGAACGCUGGAAAAAUAUGGAGAAAGAACACAUGGAUGCCAUAAAUCAUGAUACUAAAGAACUGGAGAAGAUGACGAAUCGACAAGGCAUGCUCUUGAAGAAGAAAGAAGAAUGCAUGAAGAAAAUUCGAGAGCUGGGAUCCCUUCCUCAGGAAGCUUUUGAAAAGUACCAAACACUGAGCCUUAAGCAGUUGUUUCGAAAGCUUGAGCAGUGUAACACAGAGUUGAAGAAGUACAGCCAUGUUAACAAAAAAGCUUUAGAUCAGUUUGUGAACUUCUCCGAGCAGAAAGAAAAGCUGAUAAAGCGACAAGAAGAAUUGGAUAGGGGCUACAAAUCAAUCAUGGAAUUGAUGAAUGUGCUUGAACUUCGAAAAUAUGAAGCUAUUCAGUUAACCUUCAAACAGGUUUCUAAGAACUUCAGUGAAGUAUUCCAGAAGUUAGUACCUGGUGGCAAAGCGACUUUGGUGAUGAAGAAAGGAGAUGUGGAGGGCAGCCAGUCCCAGGAUGAAGGAGAAGGGAGUGGUGAAAGCGAGAGGGGCUCUGGGUCACAAAGCAGUGUUCCAUCAGUUGACCAGUUCACAGGAGUUGGAAUUAGGGUGUCGUUUACAGGAAAGCAAGGUGAAAUGAGAGAAAUGCAACAGCUCUCAGGUGGACAGAAGUCUCUGGUGGCCCUUGCUCUCAUUUUUGCCAUUCAGAAAUGUGACCCUGCUCCAUUUUACCUCUUUGAUGAGAUUGACCAAGCUUUGGAUGCUCAGCACAGAAAAGCUGUGUCAGAUAUGAUUAUGGAACUAGCUGUACAUGCCCAGUUUAUUACUACUACUUUUAGGCCUGAACUGCUUGAGUCAGCCGACAAAUUCUAUGGUGUGAAGUUCAGAAAUAAGGUUAGUCACAUUGAUGUGAUUACAGCAGAGAUGGCCAAAGAUUUUGUGGAAGACGAUACCACACAUGGUUAAUGAAAGAUAAGGCCUGCUCUCUUGGAAGAUGUUUAUAAUGUGGUCUUCAUACCCAGAAACUGUAAAUUUCAAAACUGAAUAUUUGGUUGUUAUUGCGUUUUUGGAUUUAGAAUACACAGUCCUUUUGUACUUGUCUUUGUAUUUUAUAAGCUCCCCUGUAAUGUUACAUUUCUACAUAUAGUUGAGGAGUUUUAUUUCCUACACAGAUUUUUUUGUAAAGUGUUCUCCGAUUUUAAAUCUUUUGAGAUAUGCUAAAUAUUCUUCCCAAUUAUUUUAUCAGUUAUACUGCCUCUUUUUUAUAGCUUCUAUUAAAUAAUUGGUUUGUGACUAACCAAGUGUAAAUGUGGCUUUUUGUCAUUGUAAUGGUUAGAACCAUUAGAUACAUAUUUUGCAUAAGAAAGUAUUGCUUUCAGUUAAUAGAAGAUUAAAAAAUACAGUUCUUUAUUUUGUUCAUUAUGUGGGUGGGUUUUCAAUUCUGGCCACAGGUUUUAUUCUGUUGUGAAUUUUUCCAAAUUUCCUAUUGCUAGGGUCUUUCCUUGAACCAGUCCAGUCACAGUCUUGGGGAGUGCUGUCCCAACCACCUUUCUUGUAAGUUCCUCAGGCGAUGCAGAGUUCCUUAGAGGACUGCUAAAAGCCCGCUAUCAGUCGGUGUAAUAGUCCUUUGAAAGGGUUUGCAUGUGUGUCCACUCACCCAGAGGAGGGUGGGAGUUCAUGGGGCUGCUUAGAGAUCCUUGUGACCCGCCACGGGAGUAGCGGGAAAAGUAGCCGGUCCCCUCACUGCUGGGCCAUCUCUCCAGUCUGAACAUUUUAAAUUCAAUAUGACAAUGUAUUUUAACAAAAGUUGUGACUUUGGAAAAAUAGUUUUAAGUGGAAUUCAGAAUGCUGACACCAGAAAUAAGCCAUGAAGUCUCCUUGUUUCCUGAAUAAGUCAGGACAGUUUCAGGAGAUGUUUUCUGCUGGCCAGGGGAGGUAACUCAGUGCUAGAACCCUUGCCUCACAUGUGCAAAGCCUACUUCCUAGUAUCACAAAACAGGAUGAUUCUGUUACCAAAGCAACAUUCACCAUGAGGUCUUUGGGGCCAUUUGUUUCUUUUUAAAUGGUUUUGCCAUUCAUAAGCCAUAAAAUUUAUCCGUGUGUGCCUUUGUGCACUUGAGCAUAUUUAGUAUAUUCACAGAAUUGUCAUUUCUAUAGGUUUAAAACUAUGGGUGUGAAUGGACUCCCUCCUCAGCCUCUGGCAACCACAAAUUGGCUUUUUGUCUUCUACUGUAAAUUUAUUCGUUUCACUUAUUUCACGUGAAUCAUACGAACAUAGCCCUUGUGACUGGCAGCUUUCACUUAGCACAGUGCUGUUGAGGUUCAUCCGUGAUGUGAUAUGCCAGUAUUUAUUCUUUCCUAUUGCAGACUAUCCUGCUGUGUAGAUAUGCACUGAGGUCUGCUUAUCCCUGAGUGGGGCUUGAGCUCCUUUCUUUCUGCUUCUGUAACUUGUGCUGCUGGGGAUGUCAGUGAGCUGGUUCUAUUGAGCUCCUGUUGCUCUGGACUAUGCCUAGGAAUGGACUUGUUUGGUCAGAGAGUAACUGAUUUCAGCAUUUUGAGGAGCUGUCAGGCUUUUCCCAAGGAGCUGACCGUUAGGAUUUCUUCAUCUUUACCGACACUUGUUACUCCUUUUUCUUUUUAAAACAGUCAUUCAUAUAGAUUGGAAUCAGUGUCUCAGUAAAGGUUUUAAUUUGCAUUUUUCUGAUGAUCAAUGAUGUUAAGCAACUUUUUGUGAGCUUGUCAUCUGUAUAUCUUCUCUGAUAAUUUUGUUCAUAUGUCUAUUUGUAAAUUGUAUUAUUCGAAUUCUUAAAGAAUUUAUUCUAAGUUUUAUUAUGUAUGAGUGUAUACAUAUGUUUUCACCAUGAUGUACAUGUGAGGAUGGGAGUUGGCUCUCUCCUCCCGUCAUGUGGGUUCCAGGGAUGGGAACCUCCAGUGCCUUUACCACUAAACCAUAUUGCUAACCUAGUUUUGUCAAAUUUCAAGAGGGAGGGUUUUGUUUUGUUUUGUUUUUUAAUGUUUUAAAAAUUAGGACUACUGUGCUGCAGAGAUGGCUCAGAGGUUAAGAGCACUCACUGGCUGCUCUUCCAAAGGUCCUGAGUUCAAUUCCUAGCAAACAUAUAGUGGCUCACAACCAUCUAUAAUGAGAUCUGGUGCUCCCUUCUGGUGUGCAGCUGUACAUGCGGACAGAACACUAUACAUAAUAAAUAAAAUCUUUUUAAAAAAACAGGA
Psammomys obesus (fat sand rat) is the source of this 6017-nucleotide messenger RNA. It is a transcript of the gene Smc3, whose product is annotated as structural maintenance of chromosomes 3. Gene Ontology annotation, cellular component: chromosome. Gene Ontology annotation, molecular function: ATP binding; ATP hydrolysis activity; cohesin loader activity. Gene Ontology annotation, biological process: mitotic sister chromatid cohesion. NCBI's taxonomy places the organism in Eukaryota, Metazoa, Chordata, Mammalia, Rodentia, Muridae. The transcript is spliced from 29 exons. The record is from RefSeq and is a predicted model, not a curated record. Bases 102 to 3755 code for a protein of 1217 amino acids.